Messenger RNA from Fusarium mangiferae, 804 nucleotides. RefSeq lists its product as uncharacterized. The transcript is spliced from 2 exons. NCBI's taxonomy places the organism in Eukaryota, Fungi, Ascomycota, Sordariomycetes, Hypocreales, Nectriaceae. The record is from RefSeq and is a predicted model, not a curated record. Bases 1 to 804 code for a protein of 267 amino acids.
AUGUUUCGAAAUCAACAAGCAUUCCCUGGCCAGCUGCCUUCCAAUAUGGACUAUCAUGCUUUAUUACAUUCGCAGAUUUACGAAUACUUCCUCUCAGCCGGGAUGUAUAGCUGUGGACAAGCACUUCUUAACUCCGAUUAUAACCUGCGGCACCAAGUCAUGCAUGCUGCAGCCCAGCGAUGCACUAACGAGCCGCGAAAUGCCACACCCUCUCUGUUAGACUCGGGUUUUGGAAGCUCAUAUUCGUCACCAUACGAGGAACAAUGUCCUACAGAGCCAGUGGAUCUAUCAAAAUCAGAAACUGAGCCUGCGCUGUACCAGUGGUUUUGUACUUUUUGGGACGCCCUGAAUUCCACUCAAGCCCAAGCUACUAGUAUUCCGGUGCAGGACUCCUGCUUGAGCUAUCCGCCAGAUUUGCCUCAACAUCUUUCCGAAUCUGAUCCAACGAUAAAUCCAGACUUCCUUGGCCUUCUGUCGGGUAUAGAUGUCAUUGAGUCAUCACCUUCGGAAGUGGAGAGCUUCACAUUACAAUGUGCCAGCUGGCCACAAAUUGCCGCGCACAGCGAUACAGCAUCAAUAACGUCGAGAAAAAGACGAGCAGAUAGCACCCCAUAUAGCGAUACGACAUCGAUAACGUCAAGAGAAACACGAGCAAGUAAUGCAGGGUUAUUGUCUUUCCAAAAGGUUCUUGAUGGACUGAUAAAGCAUAAUGAGGGAAUGCUUAAAGAACUGCGGUCACAGGAGCAGAAUAAGACCGCGAAGCGUGGUACGAAGCGGCCUGACCCUUCAGACUUGUGGAAAUAA